Molecule: messenger RNA, 1779 nt
Organism: Trichoderma asperellum CBS 433.97
Lineage: Eukaryota; Fungi; Ascomycota; Sordariomycetes; Hypocreales; Hypocreaceae
Molecular function (GO): catalytic activity
Source: RefSeq, a predicted model, not a curated record
AUGGCUCCUGUGGGGAAUUUCGCAAAUUAUCCCAAGGUCGAGGAAGGGCCAGAUACGGGAUAUGUGCAGCGAGUAGAUCACAAUCCCGUUCUUCGAGGGAUUCCUCUCGUGCUAGGUGGUGAGCUCCUUGCUCGAUCCAAUUUUGUUGCAAGAUAUUUCUACCGUAACACUGGCAUGGACAAGAUCAAAGAGAUGCGGGAGCUGCAUGAUAUCGUGUCUACUUUCCAUCCCACUGUUACGCCUCUGGGUCAGACUGGGCCUAUGCUAGAAUUCGAGCCAGAGCUGCUCACCUCAAAGUACGCAUCGUCAAACGCGCGCUACUACUCUGUCAGCGACUAUCAUGAGCUGUACAGGAGCGGCCAGACCACUCCCCUCAAGGUAAUAGAGACGCUUCUCGCCUUGACUACGGGGUCAGGUAAGUACAGCGACGCCUGGGCAGAUGCUCACGGCGCCGAGAAGCUUGCUCUUGAGGCCGCCAAGGCUUCCACCGAGCGAUGGGCUGCGGGCAACCCCAUCGGAGUCUUGGACGGUGUGCCGAUUGGCGUCAAGGACGAUACUGACGUAGAGGGCUACAUCAACCACACUGGCAUGAAGUAUAACCCUUCACUGCCGUGCUUUGCGGUCAAGAAGGAAUCUGUGUGGCCUGUCAAGAAGCUUCAGGAGGCCGGAGCCAUUGUUCUCGGCAAAAACAAGAUGCACGAAAUAGGAUCAGAUACAAGCGGCGUAAAUGUCGCACAAGGCACGCCCACCAACCAUCUCAACAACGCCUACUACCCCGGAGGCUCAUCCAACGGCGCCGGGUCAUCCAUCUCGGCCGGCAUCGUCCCCUUCUGCGUCGCCACAGACGCCGGCGGCAGCGUCCGCAUCCCGGCCAAUUUCAACGGCAUCUACGGCCUCAAGCCCACCCACCACCGUACUCACGUCAUGCAGCUCAGCAUGUGUGUGACUGGCCCAAUGGCAGCAAACGUCGCCGACCUCACCAUCGCCUACCGCGUUAUGACGCAGCCCAAUCCCGACUGCCCGACCCAGGGCCUCUUUGCGCUCUCGAUCCCUCCAUCCCCGUCGGCGAAGCGCAUCAUGGGCGUCUACCGCGACUGGUUCAACAAGGCUGACCCGCCGGUGCGCGAAUUGUGCGACAAGGCGCUUGAUUACUUCGCCGCCAAGCGUGGCUACGAGAUUGUCGACAUCAGCAUCCCGUAUCUCCCAGAGAUGCAAAUCGCCCACGGUGGCCUCUGCAUCUCCGAGAUGGCCGAAAAGGCCCGCCGGAGGACGCCCAACCCGGCCGAUCACCUCUCGCUCAUUGGGGGAGCCAACAAGAUCCUCCUUUCCGUGGGCGCGCAGGUAUCAGCCGCCGAUUACCUCAAGAUGAACAGCCUGCGCACGUUGGUGAUGCGCCACCUGGCCUUCCUGUUCCAAAAGUACCCGGGCCUGUUGAUCAUGACGCCGGCAACCCCCUUGAUCGGAUGGCCACGCGGCGAUGGAGAUGACGCCUACGGCAUGAGCGACACGAACACCACCUUGAGGAACAUGUCGUACAUCUUCCUGGCCAACGUGACGGGCACGCCAUCCGUCAACGCUCCGGUAGGUUAUGUCGACCCGCAGCAGGGCGAGGGGAAGCUGCCCGUGAGCCUGCUCGCCACGGGUGAGUGGGGGAGUGAAGAGCAGCUCCUGGCAUGGGCGAGAGAGGCGGAGGAGUAUCUGCACGAGGAGUAUCCCGAGGGACGCAGACGGCCAGAUUCAUGGGCAGAUGUGGUUGCACUGGCUGGGGGCCAGCAGUAA